Adineta ricciae is the source of this 1023-nucleotide messenger RNA. The record is from the annotation of a GenBank genome assembly. NCBI's taxonomy places the organism in Eukaryota, Metazoa, Rotifera, Eurotatoria, Adinetida, Adinetidae.
AUGCCACAACGCCGACUGGGCAAAAACGGUCCCAAAGUACCAGCCAUCAGUUUUGGAGCAAUGGGCUUAUCAUUUGGAUAUGGACCCGCGGGAUCAGACGAAGAACGGUUCAAAGUCUUGGAUCGCGUUAUCGAACUUGGAAGUACUUAUAUUGACAGUUCGGAUAUCUACGGUGAUAAUGAAGAUUUAUUGGGAAAAUAUUUCAAGAAAUAUCCACAGCAACGGGAUAAGGUAUUUCUUGCAACGAAAUUCGGUGGCGUAUAUUCGCCAGAAACGAAAACUUUUUCGAUUCGUGGUGAUAAACACUAUGUUCACGAAGCUUGUGCGAAAAGUUUAUCACGACUCGGUCUCAAUACAAUCGAUCUUUAUUACGUUCAUCGUAUUGAUAAAACUGUUCCAAUUGAAGAAACAAUGGAAGCACUGAAAGAACUUGUACAUCAAGGAAAAAUCAAAUAUAUUGGCUUAUCGGAAUGUUCAAGUGAAACACUACGACGCGCAUAUGCUGUUCAUCCAGUUGCCUGUGUCCAGAUUGAAUACUCUCCAUUCAGUUUAGACAUCGAAAGAGACGAAAUUGGUCUUUUGAAAACAUGUCGAGCACUUGGUGUAGCUAUUGUUUGCUAUUCGCCAUUAGGCCGCGGAAUGUUAACUGGACAAAUCAAAAGUCCCGAUGAUUUUGCAGCAGAUGAUUUCCGAUGGAUUUUACCACGGUUUUCCCAAGAAAAUUUUUCCAAAAACCUCAAAUUAGUUGAUGCAAUAGUAGCGAUUGCAAAGAAGAAAGGUUGCACACCCGGUCAAUUAACAUUAGCAUGGAUUCUUGCGCAGGGAGAAGAUUUUAUCGUCAUCCCGGGUACAAGCAAAAUCAAAAAUUUGGAAGAAAAUGUCGCAGCUGUUCAAGUUCAAUUGAACAAAGCAGAUCGCGCCGAAAUCCGAGAAGCUUGCGAAAAAGCCGAUGUUAUUGGGGACCGUUAUCCGGCAUUCGCCAUGGACUCUCUCUUUAGUGACUCGGCUCCGAAAAAGAAUUGA